This is a messenger RNA of Onychostoma macrolepis, 6779 nucleotides long. RefSeq names its product inositol polyphosphate-5-phosphatase B (gene inpp5b). Gene Ontology annotation, biological process: signal transduction; phosphatidylinositol dephosphorylation. The coding region runs from base 4109 to 6526 and encodes 805 amino acids. Gene Ontology annotation, molecular function: inositol-1,4,5-trisphosphate 5-phosphatase activity; phosphatidylinositol-4,5-bisphosphate 5-phosphatase activity. The transcript is spliced from 19 exons. Lineage: Eukaryota; Metazoa; Chordata; Actinopteri; Cypriniformes; Cyprinidae. Gene Ontology annotation, cellular component: cytosol; membrane. The record is from RefSeq and is a predicted model, not a curated record.
AAACCAUCUCAUGGGGCCAGGAGUUGAAUCAUCUGUUCUCAUGGCAGACACGAUAAAAGCGAUCUGUGAAAGGCAUCAAGUGAUUGGGUCAUCUGAAAAUCCCAGUUCCUCUAACUCCUCACUUACCUUGGUUGAAUCCCUUACUCAGCAUGAGGACGCUCUGCCAAAUGAGUUCCAACAUGAGGAUGAACAUGGUCUUCCAGAUCUUCCACAUCUUUCAGAAACUUCCUUGGCAGAGCUGCAGAGAAAGGAUACGGAAAUGAGGAUUGUUAUUAAAGGAUUGGAGAGUGGAGUGAAACCCUGUAACCUGAGAGACCAACCACCUACCAUGGGUUUGUGGUUAAAAGAGUGGAACCGACUCGAGCUGCGGAGUGGAGUGCUGUAUAGGAGGCGGCAAGAGUGUGGAGCCUCUCGCUAUCAGUUGGCACUGCCCACCACAUUGAGAGACAUGGUGCUACGGAGCCUCCAUGAUGAUAUGGGUCAUCUAGGCAUUGACAGGACCCUGGAUCUCAUCAGGUCAAGGUUUUUCUGGCCAAAAAUGUCACAGGCAGUGGAAGAAAGGGUCAAAACUUGUGAGCGCUGUGUCCGUAGAAAAACACCCCCAGAAAGAGCAGCUCCUUUGGUAAACAUCCAAACUAGCAGGCCCUUAGAGUUGGUAUGCAUAGAUUUUAGGUAUUGAAUAUACACUUUGUUUAGCAAUUAUGUGAAAAUAAGAAGCAAGAGAAGCAAGGUCGUUUAAAAGUAGAUAGUUGUCAAGCUAAGGAAUUAGAGCAGCUAAAUUGAGUGAACCAGAAUUAACUAAAUAUCUAACUAUAUAAAUAAAUAACACACAGGGAGUCAUUAUUUGAGUAAAAAAAAUAGCUUUAUUCCAAGGAAUUUAUUUCAAGAGGUUUCUUUUGUGAAUUUAUUGAAGCUGUCAUUUUGUUUGUUUUUUUGUUUUCCCCUUUGUUGUUGGUUUUCUUCAACGUUACACAAAUUAAUACAAGUAUAAAAAAACCCUUACCUUUUGAGUAUAAAAGAAAAAAAUACUUACCUUUCGACUACAAACCUGUCUUUUGUGAUUAUUUCCCUUGUCUUGCUGCAAUACUGGCUCAAGAGCGAACGUAGACUUCUGAUCUGGUCCGAGACAUAGUAAACACGUAGACUGUAGGACGAGUGCUACAUGUAAAAAAAGUAGCAAAGUCAUCAGCUGUAAUAGAAGUGGUGGGAGGUGGUGGAGGGGGACAGAGGAGAGAAUUAAAUGUUCUGAAGAGAUUACGCAUGUCUGGAGCGCUGUUGAUCUUGUUGUGGAAAUGUGAGGAUUUGGCAGUGUGGACAUCAGCAGAGAAAGAUGAGAGCAGAGACUGAUACCUACUCAGGUCCGACGGGUUGUUUGAUUUGUGCCAUUUUCUCUCUGCCGCUCUGAGUUUAGUCCGAUGUUCACGAAGAACAUCAGAUAACCAGGGGUUAGAAGGGGCAGUCCGUGCUGACCUAGAGGAGAGAGGACAAAUGUCGUCUAGACAAGAAGUUAAGGUAGAGCAUAAAGUUUCAGUAGCUGCGUUUACAUCCAGAGAUGAGAAAUGGGUAGGUGAGGGAAGAGAGGAGGAUACCACAGAGGAAAGAUGGGAAGGAGAAAGGGAGCGCAGGUUUCGUCUAAAAGUAACUGGUAGGGGGGUUGGUGGCACACGGGUAGCAAAAUGUAGUGUAAAUGUAAUGAAGAAAUGGUCCGAGAUAUGUAGCGGUUGUACCAGAAUGUUAUCUGCAGUACAAUUGCGUGUGUAAAUUAAAUCAAGUUGGUUGCCUGAUUUGUGUGUGCUAGUAGUGGUAAGGCGAUUGAGAUCAAAUUAAGCUAGGAGCGAGUGGAAGUCUGUAGCAUAAGGCUUGUCUAGGUGAAUGUUGAAAUCACCAAAGACUAAGAGUGGAAUGCCAUCCUCCACAAAAGAGGACAACAACCCGUCCAGCUCCUCUAGGAAGGUGGCUAGAAUUUGGCCAGGGGGAUGGUAGAUUACCACAAUCUGGAGUUUUAUCGGAGCUGAUACAGUAAUGGCAUGACAUUCAAAUGAGUUGUAAUUGCAAAGGGUAGAGUGGGUUGAGUAUUUCCAAUUGUGUGAAACGAGCAGGCCAGUACCCCCACCCCGACCAACUUGACGCGAAGUAUGAGAGAAAGAGAAAUUAGUAGAGAGAGCAGCUGGGGUUGCUGAGUCUUCUGGACGAAUCCAGGUCUCAGUCAAGCCCAAGAUGCUGAGAGUGGAUUUUAAAGAAAAGGUAGAAAUGAAGUCAGCUUUGUUGACGGCUGACUGACAAUUCCAGAGACCCACAGAGAAAGCCAGAGGUGUAGUGGAAGAUGUAGAGAUAGGGCGUAGGUUAGCAGUAUUACGUUGCCUUCUGCGAGUGAUGUUAGAGCGUGGCUGAGAGAGAACCGGAAUGUUUUGGAGACACAUGAUAGAGGUAGAAGGAAAGAGGAUAGGAGAGCAGAGUGAGGAAGGAAAAAGAUACUUAAGUGUGUAGCUCGGUGUCGUUGCUCGGUUCAAGUCUCACAGGAAAAAGUCGCAGGUCUUUACACGAGGAGGCUGAACACGACGGCUGAACGCUCCUCAAACAAAUACACAGUCUAGAGUGAAAAAAAGCUGUGGUCGCUUUUAAUUAGCACAACCACCAGCCAAUCGCAGGGCAAUGGCUCAAAUCGAAACUAACACUUCGCACUUAAGUGCAGGAAAGGAGUUUAAGCUAAAGGGCAGUUAUUAUAAUGAUCAGUAAGUGCAAUCAAAAAUAUAAACCACAACGAAAAAGCAGAAUAGAUAUAGGUAGGAAACGAACUAUUCUUUCCUAGCAGCAAGGAAUUAAUUUAAACAACAGAGCUAAGAAUGAGUAUUAAAACACUUACGCGCUGCCGUCCGUCUCUUCUGGUGACUAAUCGCCUUCUUUAUAAAUAAAUAAUUAUUUAUUUAUUUAUAAAUAAUGAACAAAUGUCACCUUUAUUCAGUUAGGAUGUGUUAAAUUGAUCAAAAGUGACAUUAUAGGCAUUUAUAAUGUGACCAAAUAUUUCUAUUUCAAUUAAAUGCUGUUCUUUUGAACUUUCUAUUCAUCAUAGAAGCCUGGAAAAUACCGUGUACCACAGUUUCCACAAAAAUCAGCGAAACUGUUUUUGAUAUUGAGAAUAAAUAAAUAAAAAAUGAUUGAGUUCUGGAGUAAUGGCUGCUGAAAAUUCACCUUUGCCAACACAAGAACAAAUUCCAUUUUAAAAUAUGCAUUAAAAUUGUAAAAUAUUUCACUAUAUUAUUUAUUUUACAGUAUUUUCGAUCAAAUAAAUGCAGCCUUGGUGAGCAGAAGAGACUUAUUUCAAAAACAUUAAAAAUCUUACUGACCCCAAAACGUUUAAAAGACUUGGUAUGAGAACGCAUUUAAUCAUAUAUUUAGAUGCUUUUGUGCAGAACUAUGUGGCUUUUCAUGUUGAGUAGUCCAUUAAAUGAAGGGGAAUCCACAUGGCAGUGAUGCAGAAGAAAACAUUUCAUUGAUACCAUCCAUAGCGAACCCGCCAAACGUGUUUCCAUUCAUGCUAAUGAAAUUCUGAAACCCAUACAGACGGAGCAAAGCUGUUUGAAAGUGAAAGACAUCAGCUGACUGGUUCUGUCAUUCAUUUACUUGGUAAAAUGGUACUUUUGGAAUCAUUGUGUAAUAACAGGGAAGCCAUACAGCCAGAGAGAGCUAUAUAUAUCUUCACAAAAUAAACUGAGAUCAUCUAUAGGUUAUUCAGAUUGAAGAAGCUAAGCAGCCAGUGUGCUCAACUCUCAGUCAACUGCUAAAUGUAGCACGUACACGUUAAGGAAGACGUGCGAGAGAGAAUAAGAUUGAGCAACAGAAGGGUGUGAGAGGCGGAGUUUGAGUUCAAAAAAAGUAGGUUGUCUGCUUCUACUCAGUUUGUGGCUUUUAGUAUACAGAAUAGGUAGCAGAUUGCUGUUUGCUCUAAUGAUAGUGGAUCUACGGUGCAUUUUCGUGAUUUGAACAUGAAUGCCUGAAAGUAAUUUUAUCUGACGGCUCGAACUAAAAUCAUCAAGGUCUGAAGAGGAAAUAUGCUUCAGCUAAGUGAUGUUUAACAAACGCAGGAAGGACCUUCAUCACUUGAGCGCUGAUGGCGAGUAUAAGGGGCUCAGAAGAUGUGCUCAUUAACCGGAAAAAUAUUAGAAAUUUCCAAGAUGUCUGUGAGCAGUAUCCGAAGCAAGAACCAAAAUUUGACUGGCUUACUAAGUACCGUAAGGUGUCAAAAGGAGCUCGAUCACUAAGAAAGUCAAUUGGGGCAACGACUGUCAAGAUGAGUCAAAUGAAGAAAUUAGAAAGAGCACACGCAGCCAACAGCAGCGGACAGAAGAAAGAGGACGAGCGGACCAGAGGAGACGGCGUGCAUGAAAGUCAGGAGAGAGUGAAGAGUGAGGUGAGAGAUGACCUGAUCCGAAACUCCCAGCCCAUCCUGUCAAAUAAAUCCCAGAUGCUCGGCAUGCCCCAGUUCGGCCUGCGGGAUAACCUCAUCAAAUGUGAGCUCCUCAAGAACGAGGAUGCCUACACCUACAUCAAGAACUACAGCUUUUUCUUGGGCACCUACAAUGUGAAUGGCCAGAAUCCAAAGGAAAGUCUCAGUCCAUGGCUGGCAUCCACUGACACUCCUCCAGACUUUUACCUCGUGGGGUUCCAGGAGCUAGAUCUCAGUAAGGAGGCGUUUCUCUUCAAUGACACUCCUAAAGAACCUGAGUGGAUGUUAGCCGUCUACAAGGGUCUCCAUCCAGAUGCCAAGUACGCUUUAGUGAAGCUGGUGCGAUUGGUGGGCAUCAUGCUGUUGUUCUAUGUGAAGGCGGAGCAUGCGGCACACAUCUCUGAGGUGGAGGCUGAGACCGUCGGCACAGGCGUCAUGGGGCGGAUGGGUAAUAAAGGUGCAGUAGCAAUCCGCUUCCAAUUUCACAACUCGGACAUCUGUGUGGUGAACUCCCACCUCGCCGCACACACGGAUGAGUUUGAAAGACGCAAUCAGGACUUCAAGGACAUUUGCCGCAGGACUCAGUUCAGUCAAGAUGACCCCACACUACCGGCCCUCACCAUCAUGAAACACAAUGUUGUGUUGUGGCUGGGAGAUCUAAACUACCGAAUAAGUGACCUUGAAGUUGAUCAUGUGAAGGACUUGAUAGCUAAAAAGGAUUUUGAGACCCUGUAUAAUAACGACCAGCUGAAACGGCAGAUGGAUGAGGAGGUUGUGUUUGUGGGCUUCACAGAGGGAGAGAUUGAUUUCCAACCAACAUACAAAUAUGACACUGGCUCAGAUCAUUGGGAUACAAGUGAGAAGUGCCGAGUUCCAGCGUGGUGUGACCGCAUCCUGUGGAGGGGAAAGAACAUUAAACAACUUCAUUACCAGAGUCACAUGACCCUGAAGACCAGUGACCACAAACCCGUCAGCUCUCUGCUAGAGAUCGGGAUCAAGGUCGUGAACGAGGAGUCAUACAAACGGACGUUCGAAGAGAUUGUGAGACACAUUGACAGGCUGGAGAAUGAUUGUAUUCCUUCAGUGUCUCUGUCUCAAAUAGAGUUCCUCUUCCAGGAUGUGAAGUUCAUGCAGCAUCAGGCAAAGACUGUGACCGUUUAUAAUGAUGGACAGGUGCCGUGUCAGUUUGAGUUCAUUCCAAAGCUGGACGAGCCCGCCUACUGCAAGCCCUGGUUAACAGCAAACCCUGCUAAAGGCUUCUUGGCUCAAGGUGCCAGUGUGGACAUCGACCUGGAGGUGUUUGUGAACCGCUCUACAGCCCCAGAGCUGAACUCAGGCCAGCAGCAGCUGGAGGACAUCCUGGUUCUGCAUCUGGAGAGAGGUAAAGAUUACUUCAUCUCCAUCACGGGCAACUACCUGCCCAGCUGCUUCGGCUCGUCUCUCAGUACCCUGUGCCUGCUGAGAGAACCCAUCCAGGACAUGCCCCUGGAGACCAUCAGAGAGCUGAGUAUGAAGUCGAAUAGCGAAGUGAGUAACCCAGAGACUGAUAAACCUCAAGAAAUCCCCAAGGAAAUAUGGAUGAUGGUGGACCAUCUCUUCCGUUAUGCAAAAAAACAGGAAGACCUCUUUCAACAACCCGGCCUGCGCAGCGACUUUGAGGAGAUUCGGGAUUGUUUGGACACGGGCAGCUUAGACACUCUCCCUGGCAGUAACCACUCUGUGGCUGAAGCCCUGCUCCUGUUCCUCGAUGCCCUUCCUGAACCAGUGAUUCCCUUCUCCUUCUACCCACAGUGCUUAGACUGCUGCUCCGACGGCAUCCACUGUAGACAGAUCAUUUCUAUGCUACCUCAGCGCCAUAAAAAUGUUUUUAACUAUUUGACGGCCUUUCUUCAAGAGAUGUUAAAGUACUCUACACACAACCGGCUGGAUGUCAAUAUUUUAGCCCCGAUCUUUGCUGGCCUUUUGCUCAGGUCACCCACAAAGCAAGAUCUCACAGAGAAAAGAAAGGUGAAGGAGUUUUUCCAGCAUUUCUUGGUCCAGAUGCCCUCUGACAGAGACAUUCACGAUAAAUUACCUGAAUAAUGUACUGCAUCCUGUUGCCUUUAUUAUUUCACAUGCCUAGUUUUUCCAGGUAGCAGCAGAAUUAUGCCAAUAAACUUUGUAGUUGCCAUUUAAUUCAAAGCAUUUUAAACAGAUAUUGAAGCUAAUUUGUUUUAUUACGAAGCAAGCGGUAGUUUUUAUUUGAAAAAUAAUGGUUAUUUAAAUAUAUUUGUAUUUUGAUGUUUGUAAAUAAAAAACAGUUGUUCUUUUAUAUUAAAUCUCAACAAUUACAACA